UGUCUGCUGAAUGACAGACUCUGACCAGCUUGUGAAAACAGAAGGAAAAGCAUGGAGUUGUUGGUCAGAGACACAGACUUAACCAGCAUUAACAUGUCCAUGAACCUUGAGCCCAUGAUGGAGGAAAAACUAAGAGAGGACCUAAAAUACUACUUCAUGAGUCCCUGUGAGAAAUACAGAGUGCGACGGCAGCUACCAUGGAAGCUGACUGUGCAGAUUUUAAAAAUUGUCAUGAUUACAGCUCAGCUUGUUCUCUUUGGCCUUAGCAAUCAGCUGGUGGUGGCCUACAAGGAAGAGAACUUGAUGGCUUUUAAGAAUUUGUUCUUGAAGAGCUACAGUGGUGUCGAUGAAGAUGACUACAGUGUGGCUGUCUACACCAAACAGAGUGUUUAUGAUAAUAUAUAUUAUUUCUUUGAUCAGUAUUCUCAGUUAGAUCAGCUGUCUGUGGGUGCUGUUAGCUACGCUGAGGAGGAUGGAAAGUUACAGCCAUUAGUCAUCUGUAAAGAGUACUACAGUCGAGGCAGAGUGGAGUCAUCAGACAAGUCCUACGAUAUAGAUGCCCAAACUGAAACAGUGUGCUUGACAUUGGAUCCCAAGUCUGCUGCAACAUGGAGAACAGUCAAUUCCUCUUUUUUUGAGCUGGACUUUCACAGGCUGGUUAAUAUUGAGAUCACUUUCAAACUUAAAGGAAUCAACCUACAAACUGUGCUCUCCCAUCAGCUUCCUGACUGCUACACUUUUGCUGUGACUAUUUUGUUUGACAAUCAGUGCCAUAGUGGGAAAGUGAAAAUUACCCUCGAUAUUGAUGCUGUCAGUACUGCAUGCAAGAAGUGGAAGAUUUCAGGAACCGCUCAGAAGAAUACUCACUACCUCCUUGUCUUUGAUGGCUUGGUUAUUGUAGUGUGUCUCACCUCUGCUGUGCUGUGCAUUCGUUCCAUUGUUCUGGCAAUUCGACUGCUUCAGAGAUUUUCCAUGUUUUGUGUAAAAAAAUACAACCGUAAGAUAUGCGAGGAUGACCAAAGAGAAUUCCUAAAUGGCUGGUACAUCUUGGUAAUUAUCAGUGAUAUCCUGGCAAUUGUAGGAUCAAUACUGAAGAUAGAAAUACAGGCAAAGAGCAUGACCAGCUAUGAUGUGUGUAGCAUCUUUCUGGGAACAUCCACACUGAUGGUAUGGGUUGGUGUCAUCAGAUAUUUGGGAUAUUUUCAGAAGUACAAUGUUCUUAUUCUCACUAUGCAUGCAGCCCUGCCUAAAGUGCUGCGUUUCUGCUGCUGUGCAGGAAUGAUCUACUUGGGCUACACUUUCUGUGGAUGGGUUGUUUUGGGGCCCUACAAUGAUAAGUUUGAGGGUCUUAGCCGUGUAGCUGAGUGCCUUUUCUCUCUCGUAAAUGGAGACGACAUGUUCACUACAUUUGCUGAGUUCCAGCAGAAGAAUACGCUGGUGUGGUUAUUCAGCAGAGUCUACCUCUACUCCUUUAUCUCUCUCUUCAUCUACAUGGUGCUCAGCCUCUUCAUAGCCCUCAUCACGGACGCUUACGAGACCAUCAAGCGCUAUCAGAAGACUGGCUUCCCCAUGACUGAUCUGCAGCUGUUCCUGAGGGCAGGGAAGGAUUUCCCCCCACAGGAGGGGGAGGAGGACGGUGGGAGCAGAGAGAACGGACCCUCGGUCACGCUGUGUUGCUGCAGAAAGUACACAAACUCAAGCAUCAGCCAGCAGGCUCCAGACUUCUCCCAAGCUCUGAGAGUUCCUGUAGAAGACACCGUUACACUCAUCAGCUAACAGCUUCUAUAGGGACCACCUCAGUAUGGAGUAAUUAACCACGGAGAAGUAAGAGCUGCAAAUGUGUUCUUGCAUUACACUGUGUACAGCAUCUGUGUAUUACACUGGAGGAAAGGAAUAUCGCCUAAUUCACUUCUACACAAGUGACGGGAAACUGACUCCCCUCAUUUGCCAGCCAAGACAAGACGACUAAACAUUAAUGACAUCCGCUAAAGAGGACUACAAUAUAAUUAAGACUCAGGAGAAAAAAAUAAAGUUUUCCAUGUCAGACGGCACGCCAAAGAAAUAUCUAAUGCAUCUUAAUAUGAAGUGCAACAUGAUCCCUCUCACGUAGAUAAUGGAUAUUGUUGCAUAAUUGGGGAAAGCAGCCAAUGUAAUUAUUUAUUUAUGCAGGUUAUCGUCCUGCCUCUGGAAAUGCAUUAGGGCUGUAAUGCAUGUAUAAUGAUGGUGUAUAGUGUGGUGGUCUUUUGUUCUGUUUGUCUUCCGUUGUAAGCAUUUGUUGUACAACAGGUGACACAUAGUUAUCUCUCAGCAUAUAUACCCUAUCAUAUUCAAUAUUCAGGCUGAUAAGAGUAUGUUUUUUCCCUCCUUUGAACUCAUGUGGGUUUACAUGUGGGUGAGAGAUCUUGCAAGAAAUGCAGUGACUGGAAAGUGACUGAAAGAUCGUAUUACAAAUGAACUGUUACAGCGUAUUUAAACUUGAAUAGUAGAAGGAGUUAAAAGUAGUGAAGGAGUGAAAGUAUACUGAGACUGUGAAAGUAUGUUGAAACUGUGACGGAUACCUUUAAUGUUUGAGAAACCUUUAAUGUUUCCUGGAGAUUCCUAAAAAGCCCUUGUGGUUCUACCAGUUGUUAUUUUUAUUUUUUAUUAAGAAAACGGAUACAUACAUAAUCACGUUUUCAAGAUAUUUUUGCUUACAUAAAUUUUUAUACUUGCAGUUUCUAUUAAAUAUAGAGGUUGUUGAAACAACUGCUUUGUUAAGAAACCCAUAGCAAAUGUAAAAUUUGUAUUCCAUCUAUCCAUUGUCUUAUCCACUUCUUUGUGCUCAGGGUCACAGUGGGUCCAGAUUCUACCAAAAUUCACUGGGUAUAUAGCAGGAAUACCUGUUUUGCAGGGUUCCAGUCCAUUGCAGAGUAUAACACACCCAUCACACACACACACACACACACACACACACACACACUAUGGACAAGCUGGCAGAGCCAGUUUACCCACUGUGCAUGUUUUUUGGAGGAGAAAGAAAAUCAGAAAACCUGAAUAAACACCCAAACCUAGGCCACUGGGGCACCACCAUGCUGCCUAUGUUACUUUGUAUAGUAAAAAAAAAAAAGGUAAAUAAAUUAAACUAUUUUAAAAUCAGUUGCUUCGUCUCUUCCAAUUGGUCUGUUGCAACCAAUUAAGCUGCUGUUACUGGCAAUGAGCAAAAGGGUCAGGACAAAUGUAUUGGUUCUAAAAAUAAAAUAAAAUAAAGAAACA
Messenger RNA from Astyanax mexicanus (Mexican tetra), 3252 nucleotides. It is a transcript of the gene mcoln2, whose product is annotated as mucolipin TRP cation channel 2. The transcript has 14 exons. Gene Ontology annotation, molecular function: NAADP-sensitive calcium-release channel activity. The record is from RefSeq and is a predicted model, not a curated record. Gene Ontology annotation, cellular component: membrane. Lineage: Eukaryota; Metazoa; Chordata; Actinopteri; Characiformes; Acestrorhamphidae. The coding region runs from base 52 to 1776 and encodes 574 amino acids.